AUGCAAAAUUUGGCACUGUUGGCUGAUGUUGCAUUGAAUGAGUCAAGUUAUCGUAAGAAUCUGGAGCUGUCAAAAAAGAAAAUGGUGAGUGUUUUAUGAAUAUAUUUCAGAAAUUUUUUUGAGAUUAAAAGAUUUUGAAUUCUGUGUACAGUUUGAAAAAAAUUCAGCAUAAAAAAUUAAUUUCUCUUUUUCUACAUGUAUGUAGAAGUUUAUGUCGAAAAAAUUUAUUUAAUUGUAUUUUUAUUAUUAUUAAUAAUUCAAUGAUGACACUAAAAUAAUAAAUUGAAUACAAUUCGAAUGAUUUCUUUUUCAUUUUGGUUUUGCUUCUUGAAAAAAUCCAUAAUUCUUUCAGGAUUAUUCCAAUUGUCCCGAUCUCCAAAUUCUGGCUGAUGCUGCGGUUAAGAAGAUUGAAAAGGUAAAUGUUUUCUAGUUGAUACAAAAACACUUGUUUUUUUCCAGGCACUCACCACGACAACAAUCCCAAGAACCAAAAAAAUCACACUCCCAGUGAUUAUGUUAGAUGAAGGUAAACAUAAACUACCUUCUACUUGGCCAAAAAAUUUUAGAAAGGUGACAUUUUUUGAUUUGCAUUGAAAUUAAUAACACGGAUGUGGUUGUUUCAGGACAUUUCGCAUCAUGUAACAUCUUGCAAAAACUUUCACCGUUCCUCAAAAGAUCGUCACAUUUAUCUGACUCCAAAAAUCAAGCUGAUCAACAUGCCUGUUCAUAUCAAAAAAGUUUAAAUUUUCUGGUUGUUUCUGAUUUCUAUGAUACUCAAAAGCUAACGUGUAAUAUAUUUUUCUUAUUUAUUGAAUUUGCCGAGAUUUUAAAAAAUAUUUUGUUUGUAUUGCUCGUACUUUGAAAAUUUUGUAUUCAAAUCAUACAAUAUCUUUGUAAAUGUAUUUCUAUCGAAAAAUAUUAGAUAUUGGGAAAUUAUCAUUUUUCAGGGAAACCGCUUUAGGAUACAAUAGUUAAACAUUUUUCACAAGUGAAAAUUAUAUAUUUCCUCAUAUUUUCGAAAAACAUAUAUUACUUGUGAAAAAAGAAAUAAUUCAUUUUCUAUUGAAAAAUCCUUCUGUUUUUGCCGAACAAUAGAAAUCUUGGAGUUGAUUUCUCUCACUGAAACGAAGCAAAAAUUUAUUCAUGAAAUUUUUAUAUUGAAGAUUUUUAUCUCUGAAAUUUAACUUUGAAAACGUGAAAAAAAACUCCAGAAAAGAUCCUUGCGAAAAUUUCUGAACUCAUAAUUUUGUGAAAUUUCAAAUUUUGAUUGAAAAUAGUCCAAAAUAUCGUAGAGAACGGUAUUAUUUGUUACUUUGUUAUUCAAUAUAAUCACAGUAAACAAGUAGGCGAAAAAGAAUACGAGUAAACCAACUCUGAAAACAUUAAAAACACGUGUCAAAAUGAAAGAAAAAGAAGAUGAUGAUAAGAAAAAGAAGGAAAAGCAGAAAAUGAUGGAAAGGAAGAGAUAAAGACAGCUGUGUGGUUUUACCAGGAGGAAAAAAAGACCCUGUCAUUUUUUCCAUUUUUUGAGAAGAAGACAUUUUUCUGUUUUCAGUCGUUGGGCACGACGGAUAACGAUAUUUUUAUAUUUAUUCUCUUGACACACACUUUUCGAUCAUAUUGUUUUGCGGUUUGACAGAGAAGACAUUCUAUCAUUAUUAUUAUUGUCGUUCUGGUGUUGGAGAAAUUGCGAGAAUGCAAACGCUAAAAAAUCCAUUGUCGAUUUUUCGAGCAAGGUUAGUUUUAGAGUUGAAAAUUUAUUUAUCAAAAAUGAUUUCUCGGAAUUUUGUUUCUGGAAAAACAAUUUAUAGAAUUCAGUCAAAUUUGAUUAAAAAUCCAAAAAUAUGUUUUAAUAUGGAUUGGAAUUUCUUUGAAGUUUUAUAUAUUUUUAUUGAAAUCCAGUAUAAUUAUGAUUGUUUCAAUAUCACUUGAUAACAAUUGAAUUAUAAAAAGUUUUGAUUUUUUCAGUUUAUGAGUGGUUUUUCAAAAAUCCAUAUUUUGCCUUCUCAGGAUCAUUGAAAACUCUACAGAAACUUUAAUCUCGAUCUCAAUUUUUCAUAUUUUUCACAGCUCAUAAAUUCAAAACUCCAUGUUCAUUCAAACUUCCCUCAUAUAUCUUUCUUCCAAAACAACAAAAAAAAACAUUUUAUUUUAUGUUCUCGUCACCUGGCACAUUUUAUGAGGUAUUAAUCAUAACUACAAACUGAAAAACGAGAAAAAAAGUGCAAAAAAUACUAUAUAUUUUUCUUAUGUCAGAUCAACAAGUCGUAACAGCAAUGGAAAUCGCAGUCAAUCACAAUCACGGUCAGUUGUGUUUUUGCUCAUUCUCAGCGUCAUUGUGAGCAAAAAGUGAAAAAAAAAGAUGAAAAUGAUUUGAUCUCAAAUCUUUAAACUUUUUUUUUUGCAAUUUCUCGUAAACUUUUUUGAUUAUUCUUGGAAAGAAGGUGUUUUUUUAAUGUUAUAAUAUUUUAGACAUAAGGUCUGAUUGUGUCUGAUAAAAAAAUAGAAAAGUGGACCUUCAGAAAAAAAACAAAUUUUUUUUCAAAAAAUUAAAUGAAUGAAAUUUGGUAAAAACUAGACUACUUUAUCCGAUUUUGAAAAUAUUUUUUCCGGAUUCUAUUUAUUGAAAAACUUUUAUUUUCAACAGGCCUUUUUUGAAAGUGUUUUAUUUCAUCAGUUUUCAUGCAAAUUUGUUGGACUGAUCUUGAAAUCUCAAAUCUCAAAAGGUCUGGUCUGUUUCUAUUUCUCUGCAUUUCUAUAUUUUUUAAUCAAACUUUUUUCUCCUUCUCCUCCACUGUCUCCCUUUCCAAAAAUCUUAUCAUCAUUCCAGAAAAAAACCGGCAGAAUCUCAAAAACCAACUCAAACGCAAAAACUGUUCGUUAAACGUGACAAACAAGCGUCGGAAUGUUUGGCCGAGACAAAAAUCGAGAAAAAAUCCGUGUUAGUUUUUGGGAGGAAUAAAAUAAACAAAAGCGACUCCCAUUUUUUUGCUACACUCUUUUUUUUUCUUCUCAAUAUUAUUAUAAAAUAUCAUUUAUUCCAGUUGUCGAGAAAAAACGCAUAAAAGUAUUGUGAUCCCGGCGCCAAGGAUAUACAUUUGUGAGAAAAUUGAGAAAACUGUUCAGAUUCCAAAGGUGAGUGAGUGUUUGAUGUAGCGGAAGAAGGAUAUAUAUUAAAUUACAUCACAUCACAACACACUUAUGUUUACCGUAAGAAUUUAAUGCGUUCAAUAAUUUCCCCUUGGUAAAUAUGUAUAAUAUACGGUAUAUUACACCCCCAGGAGAAUUAAACUCUUCAUUUUUCAAAAUUUAAAAAAUCAGCAACUUUCACAUAUGUUUUUGUUGUUUUCGUUGUUUUUCUCUGCGUAUUCUUUAACUGACCCACUAGAAAAGACCCACCCCAAAAAAUGUGUCAUAAAAUAAUUUUUAUGACAUAGAUGAGCCAGCCGCAAAAACCGACACCAUUGAAGAAGACACAAGAAAUGAUUGAAGAAAUAUUUGCACCGCUCAGAGAAACUAUUGAGCAAGGCAUCAAUGAAAUGAGACACAAUUCAUCAUCACCAGGUGAGGAGACUUGUUUUUAUGAUAUGUUGAGUUUUUAUGACUUGUUUGUUAGUUUUGUUUGGUUAGGAAAAUUGGAAUUGAAAUUGAAACACUCGAAAAGACUAAUCCCGACACUCUGAACUUUAUUUUGUUUAUGUUUCCAAAAUAAUGAUCUCUAAAACUUUUUUAUUUUAUACAAAGUUCCUUCCUAUUUUGAAAUUUUCCCACAUUUCUUCAACAGUUCUAUAAAUCAUCAUCACAUUACCCAGAUAAAAAACUGUUUUAGAAAAAGUGAAAUCGUUGAACCAUACGCCCUCAACACGAUUAGAACAAUGGAAAGCACAAUUAAUCGGUAAUGGAUCAACAGGCCAAAUACUACCUCGAUCAAGAGAUUUGAGUGCGCCGGCACCGGUUCAGCGACUUCGAAUGAAACCGCAACAAACACAAUUGCGAGUUCCACCAGCGUCCAGACAAUUGCAUUCAACACAAUCUGCAACAAAUGCGUUGUGAGUUGGGAAUUUAGACAUUCUGGGGUUUAAAAAAUUUGACAUUCUGGGGUUUAAAAAAUUUAGAAAAAAAAUGUUUCGGUUAUGACUCAUCAUCUCAAACGAACAAUUUUAAACUUUCAAAAUAUAUUUGUUUCAGGAUUUAGCUUGAUUUGAUUCUAACUUUUUUAUCUUUUCACCAUAACGUACCCAGCCAUUUCAACACAAAAUUUCAAAACAUUAUCCUCAUUUAAAAAUGGUUUCUAAUGACUUCUCACCAAAUUACGAAAUUAUUCAAUUUCAAGAAAACAUUAAAACAAAUAGGGAAGUGUUGUGUGAAAAACAACAAUUAAUCGGUUGAUUGUGACCUUCAUCGUUUACCGAGAUUUUGUUUCUCCGUUUUCAUCAUUGAUUAUUAUUAUUUUAUUAUUAUUAUUCCAUUUUAUUUGUGUUUAUGUUUACAAUUUACGUAUUCAUGUAUUGUAAACAACACUUUCUUUUCUCUCUGAUUCAGAUUUCUGAUUGAUUUUUAGAAAAAAAAUAUUAGUAUAGUUUUUUUUCGUAAUAAGAAGAAAUUGAUUUUUUGUAGAUCAAUGGAUCAUCGAACGUUACGAGAAGUACCGAUGAGAAAUCAUUGUGGAACUUGGCAACCAAAUCACACACAAUCAUGUGAGUUGUUUUCCCAGAAAAUUUUUAUUUUUGAAAAUUAUAUAUCCCGUUUCAGAUAAUGCUGAUAGGCCACCUGUAGAUUUUGUGACAUCACCUCGAUUAUCACACCAGGAAGUGAUAUGUAAACCGAUUGCUUUCCGGCCAAAACCAGCUGAAUUGAUAAACCAUAAUGAUAGUAACAAAAAAUCGUUUCGAAGGUUAGUGACCUAUAUUCGAGCAAAAAUGGCUAGGAAAAAAUGCGAAACGUUUUCAGAGUUGAUGCGACGAUUCGAAGUGAUGAUAUCAAUGGGUCGAUAUCUGAUUUAUUGUUGAUGUAUCAUAGUGAGUUCAGACAAAAGGGAGUGUAAAGAAAUCUUGCCUAUGUUUUUUGAAAAAAAGUAUAAAAGUCUAGAAAUUUUUCAGAUAAUAUUUUUUUUUAUUGUUGAAAAAAAAUAUAUUUCAUUUUUUCCUAAUUUUGAACAAAUAAGUUUCACAAUAACUAUGAUAUAUAAAUAUAAUAACUUCGUAACUCGAAGCAAACUUUUCUAAUUUUUACCAAUUUCUCUCUCCCCUAAUCUUCGAUUAGUUUCAACCAAAAAACAUUUAAACAAUUUUCAAACAUCAUUGAUACUAAUAUUUCCGGAUUUUUAUAAUUCCAUAACAUAGUUUAUUUACGUAAUACAUUAAAAACAAGUGUGAUCAAAAAUCAUUUCAGACAAGGACCGUGAAAUGAACUCCUCAAUGCGUUCUUCAGCAAGUUUGUACUCUUCUUCAUAUCGAUGCUCAUUUCCAAAUGACAAUCAUCAUUUGAAUAAUCAAAAUAAAACAGUGAUGAAUACCUUAUCGUCUUCAUCUUCUGGAAUUCAUGUAACUCCGUCACCAUCUGAUUCUGGCAUAAUCGAUUACGAAAAUUUGAUUCGUGAUAAAGAGCAGGAACUUCAAGAAAUUCGGAAUGUGAUGGAACAAAAUGAGGAUAUAAUUAUAAAAGUGUAUCAAGAUAAAGAACGGGCUUGGAAAACCGAAUUGGAAGGUUUGAAAUGCCGAGUUCUUGCUGCUGAAAAAGGAGAGAAGGCUCUACGAGAACAACUAUCAAACUGUCAACGACAAAACUCGGCGAUGAAUCAGUGUAUGCGAAGUUUGCAAGAAGAAAAAACGAAACUUAUGGCGAAAUGUAUUCAAUUAGAUAAAGAAAUCGAAUUUUUACGACAAAUCUCUAUUAAACCAUGUGCCAAUUGUAAUGCCGUUCAAAAUAAUGAGGUAUUUUGUUUUUAUUGAUUUUUAUUUGAUAAUAUGAAGACAAUUUUUAGCAGCAAAAAGAUCUUCGUCAAGAAGUGAUGGAUCUACGACGAGAAGUGGCACUAUUAAAACAAGUCGUAGACGAUGAAAUUCAUUUGAAAAACUAA
This is a messenger RNA of Caenorhabditis angaria, 6079 nucleotides long. Lineage: Eukaryota; Metazoa; Nematoda; Chromadorea; Rhabditida; Rhabditidae. The record is from the annotation of a GenBank genome assembly.